AUGCGACAGUUGCGCGCGCCUAAGCUUAGUUGUGACGCGGCAGAAAGAGAACAAAUGGCAGAGGGAGACAGAGUUGGGAAUGAGGGACAGGCGGAGGCGGAGGCGGACGCGGACGCGGAGGCAGAGGCGGCGCAGAAGACGCUAAGACGAACAAGCAGGCAGGCGGGCAACGCGCCAGCCGAGUCGUUCUUGAAGAUGGGCUGUCGGUUCGUCUCUGUGAGUUUUCUUUCGCCCUCGUUCUCAAACAACGCGCCGGCGGCCAAGAGGCGAUUAGAGGAGGCCGGCCUCGGCCGGGGCGACUCGAGGCAGUUACCGCCGCUACUCUCCGGCGGUCCAACGAUAAAUCAGCGACUGAUUGUCAACGGGCAAUGGAAAGAAAGUGUGCUUUAA
Messenger RNA from Soboliphyme baturini, 390 nucleotides. The record is from the annotation of a GenBank genome assembly. Lineage: Eukaryota; Metazoa; Nematoda; Enoplea; Dioctophymatida; Soboliphymatidae.